AUGGCAAUUGUCCAUACCUACGGGAAGCCUGACAUCUUCUUGACCAUGACCUGCAACCCUAACUGGGAAGAGAUAACGAAUGAGUUGUUUCCUGGUCAGACAGCGCAAGACCGACCUGAUCUUGUGGCUCGUGUGUUCCAUGGCAAGCUAGAGGCUAUGAAAGAGAUGUUGUUCAAGAAUAAUAUCCUGGGUGUUGUUGUUGCACAUGUAUACGUAGUCGAUUUCCAAAAGCGGGGCCUCCCCCACGCACACUUUUUGUUGAUCAUGGAUUCUGCCUAUAAGCUUGUCAUUCCAGAGCAGUACGACCGACUCAUUUCUGCUGAGCUCCCAGACAAGCAAAAGUAUCCUGAACUCCACGCCUUGGUGGUGAAACAUAUGAUGCAUGGACCAUGCGGUGCUCUCAACCCCAAAUUUUUUUGCAUGCAACAGAACGAGUGCAAGUGCAGAUAUCCGCGGUCGUUCAAUGAAAACACGGCACAGGGCAAGGACUCAUACCCUGUUUAUCGUCGUCGAGAUAAUGGUCGGCAGGCUAAGGUCCGGGGUAAAAUGUUGGACAACAGAUGGGUUGUGUCGUAUAACCCUUACCUUCUGCGGAUGUUCAAUUGCCACAUCAACGUUGAGGUUUGCUCCAGCAUAAAGGCCGUCAAAUGCCUUUACAAGUACAUAUACAAGGGCCAUGAUAGGGCUUCUUUCAGCAUCGACCAGCCUGACGCUGAUGGUAACAUUGAUGAGAUCAAAAGAUACGUAGACGCGAGGUGGGUUACUCCUCCAGAGGCGAUGUGGAGGAUAUUUGGCUUCCCCUUGUGUGCCAAUGACCCGCCUGUCCUACAGUUGCCUCUUCAUCUUCCGAAUAUGCACAGGGUGGCAUUCAAUGAGCAAGCUCACUUGACCGACGUAGUCGCCUCUGAGAAAGCUUCCAAAUCCAUGUUGACAGAGUAUUUCAAAGCUAACCAAAACCACCCGUGGGCUAGGAAUAUAUUGUACAAGAAUUUUCCUGGAAGGUUUACAUGGCAGAAGGGUAAGAAGUAUUGGAAAGAGCGGGUGGAGCGUUAUCAGAUAGGUCGAAUUGUGUCUGCCAAUCCUGCCGAGGGGGAGCGAUACUAUCUGCGUGUGCUGCUAAACCAUGUUGCUGGCAAGACAUCCUAUGAGGACCUGCUCACCGUGGAUGGCGACGUGCGUGGUUUAUGGGAUAGGCACUUCGAGCCUAUGUCUGAUGACUAUCGGCGAUCACACACGUGCCCGAUUGAGGUGGAACAGAUGGUGUUGCUUGACAUUAGGGGUAUGUUGCAGUCCAUAGGCAAAGACAUAGCUGAUUUCUCUCUUCCAUGCAUUGACGAUGCAUUCGAUCCAACCGAGGGAGAGGCCAGAGAAGUGAUCGAGGAAUCCAACGUCGAUUUUGACAUCAACGGCACUAAAUUGGCUUCGUCGCUAAACUUGGAGCAGAGGGUUGCAUACGACGAGAUACUAGCUUCUGUUGAACGCGGUGAUGGGGGUGUGUUCUUUGUUGAUGGACCGGGAGGUACACGGAAGACCUUCCUGGACAGGGCGUUGCUCGCCAAGGUUCGAAGCGAGGGAAACAUCGCUAUCGCUACCGCGACGUCAGGCGUCGCCGCUUCUAUCAUGCCUGGAGGCAGGACUGCCCACUCGAGGUUCAAGAUCCCCCAUUGA
Messenger RNA from Aegilops tauschii subsp. strangulata, 1668 nucleotides. Lineage: Eukaryota; Viridiplantae; Streptophyta; Magnoliopsida; Poales; Poaceae. The record is from RefSeq and is a predicted model, not a curated record.